GGUUUGGUGAAGCUGUGGAGCUCUCUGACUCUGCUGGGCUCCUACCAGAACCAGGCCUGUGCCUUCAGAGUGCUGCAGGUGUCGCCCUUCCUGCUGGCGCUGACAGGAAACAGCCGAGAGCUGCAGCUGGACUGAAGGAGGCGGAGCAUCGUUUUCUUCAGGAUGAGUUUCAUAUGGAGGAGUGUCUUUAACAAGCCGCGGCUCUGCCUCUCUUCCAUCGCAGUAGCUCAUCCCCUCUGCCGGCUCCUCCACGUCGGCCAGCGAGCGUCCCUCACCAAAGCCUUCUCCUCCCGCGAUGUGGAGCUGUUCGCUAAGCUGACAGGCGACAACAACCCCCUCCACCUGGACCCAGCAUACGCCAGCACCACCUCCUUCGAAGCGCCCAUCGUCCACGGCGUCCUCAUCAACGGCCUGAUCUCCGCUGUGCUUGGCACAAAGAUGCCCGGCCAUGGCUGUGUCUUCCUGCACCAGGAGAUCCGCUUCCCGGCGCCGCUGUAUGUCGGUGAGGAGGUGCUGGCCGAAGCCGAGGUCCUCAAGAUCAAGAUGUCAUUCGCCUUGAUCACUGUGACAUGCUCGGUCAAGGACAAGGUAGUGAUGGCGGGGGAGGUGAUGGUGAUGAUGCCCGAGGAUCAGCAGAAGAAGGGGUGAGAGGACAGGGAGGAGGAGAUGAGGAUAUAGGUCAGAGGUCACCGCACCAUGACAGUAACCAGAUCAGAUAAUGUGAUGGUCUGUGAUUAAAUAUGGCCGCUGCAGCACACACUGUGCAGCCCAGCAUCUUCUGAGCUCAUAUGGUGUCGGUUCGCAGCAGCUUUUGUAGUCAGUGGAAUUCACUCCAUCUUUAUUUUCAUGUUAUUAUUUUUGCUGCUUUUUGAUGAUGUACUUCAACCAUGACAAGAAGAAGUGCGUUUGUUUGGACACUUACCAGAGAGACAUGUCUGUCAGUUGAUGAUUGAUCGUUGAGUGUGUGUACUUUGUUGGCUCAGCUCUGUAUUAUGUUUAACAUUUGAAAUUUUUGUGUGGAAUAAAAAGGCUAUCUUUUA
Messenger RNA from Seriola aureovittata, 1040 nucleotides. RefSeq names its product ribonuclease P/MRP 14 subunit (gene rpp14). Bases 163 to 648 code for a protein of 161 amino acids. Gene Ontology annotation, biological process: tRNA 5'-leader removal. The record is from RefSeq and is a predicted model, not a curated record. Lineage: Eukaryota; Metazoa; Chordata; Actinopteri; Carangiformes; Carangidae. The transcript has 2 exons. Gene Ontology annotation, cellular component: ribonuclease P complex.